UCAAUAAUGAUCGCCGUGUUUUCCGAUGAUCGCCAAUCAAAAAGCUAUCGAAAAUGUAACAUUUCACUGGUGCUGAUGCUACCGUUUCUGCAGCGUUUGUUAUAGAUUAACUGCUGAAAGAUGUCUGCGUCUGAUAGCGCUCACAGGAUCCAGCAUACAGGGCUCGUGACACAACAGAGGAGAUUGCGUCACCUGUCUAGCUUGUCAGCGCGCAAUAUCGUGCCAACCCGCAGAGAGAAGGAAUCGUUGAUGGAGACAUACUUUACUCUGCAUAUAUGGCCUUCACGUGAAACUGUCUACACAAGUGAAAAGAUUCACAAUUCCCUUAACCCCACCUGGCGAAGUUUCGAUCUUCAGAUGUCAUGCCCCAACUUGGACACAUCUCAGUCCACUAUCUUAGUGAGGGUGUGGGGCGGACAGACGUCAGACCACAGCCUGGUUAUAGAGUGGUUGGUAGACCUGAGAGGUCUGUGCUAUUUAGGAUCACAGAUUCACAAAGAUGGUGUACGGUACCAGCCUAAUUCCAUCAUCUUUGGCAUGUUCCAGGGCUUCUACGGGGCACCAGACAACCUACCGGACUCAAAACAGAUCAGAAGUGAAUUCCAAGUUGCCAUCGAGGUUGAACAGAGUGCUGCUAUGCUGUCGUAUAAAAUAUUUUCCUUAGGAAGGUUACACACGACCCAGCGUGCAAUAAGACAAACGGAGGCAUCUGUUUCUAAAGUCCGAAGCUCUAUCGUGGAGAAACUUACCCUAGUCAAGGACAAGACCAUUCUGCGUUCUGAGAGGGAAGCGUUAUUGCUCCGUCUGGGCGUUCUGAAAUACGAACAGGAGCAGCAGGAGCAACUAUUGGCCGCAGAUUGCAAGAAAUGCACCAAAAGUAGAGAGAGCAUCGACGAAAAAGUCCAAGACCUCCGGUUAAGACGAGAGAGACUACGGAGCGGGAUAGAUGAGCUCAAAGAGCAAAAUCAAGACUAUCAGGAGAAGAAGGAACAGCUCCAGAAGCUAGCAGCCAAGUACACGGCUCGCAAGACGACACUGCUCGGGGAACUGUCCGAUAUAUACCCAGUAGUGGAGCAGGCAAACCACGAGUACACAAUCCUUGGCAUCAAGCUUCCAAAUGCCGAGCGCUACUCCGGCACUGAUGACAUGGUGGUCUCGACCGGGCUUGGACACACCUGCCACCUGAUACUGAUGAUGUCACAGAUCCUCAAGUUGCCCCUACGCUAUCCCAUGGUCCACUACGGCUCACGAUCGCUCGUCAGGGACCACAUUACAGAGUCACUAGCCGAGAAGGACAGAGAUUUCCCACUGUACAGUCGGGGCAAAGAACGCUUCCAAUUCAACUACGCCCUGUACCUCCUGAACCGCAACAUAGCCCAGCUCCGGUUCGCCAUGGGGCUACAGACCACGGACCUCCGGGCGACCCUGCCCAACCUCAAGACACUGUUGGAACUCAAGUGGGGAAUUAAAAACAACACUGUCAGCACUAUAUACCAGGCUCCGAGAAGUCUCCAACAGCCUGACCAAUCGGUGGCCUCCUAUCAACAGCAGCAACAACAGCUACAUCAAAGGCCGUCACUGAUUCGCAGUACCACAUCUCCACCGGGCGUGGCUCCAUACCCAGUACAACCACCGCCAGUCUACAGCCAGGUUGACUUGCCACACCCGCCCCAGGUAGACGCCCGUCCCCCUCCUCCCUAUCAAUCCGUGGAGGUCACCGAGACCCCACCUCUGAGCCCCUACGUGGAGCAGAACAGUCCAUUUGAGGAUCUCACCCCAGAGACCGAGUCGCCCAUGCCUGUCCCCACGGCACCCAUUGCAAUCCCGAGCGUCGACAUCGCUGCCAAAGCCAUCGAGGCCAGGCAAACAAUGGCUGAUCAACCUGACAGUGAAGAAAGGAUUGGACAAACAACUGCUGUGAUUGAAACACAAGUUGCAAGCCUUUCCUUGGAAGACACUCUAAGUGAUCCAAGGAGCACGGAAACUCUUCGGCCUAGCAUGGAGUAUCGGGACAGGGACAGCACCUGGCCGUCUGAUUUCGUCGUGGUGAACAGUGAUUGCGAGACUCUCCAAACUGAACCAGUUGCUGUCCAGCAAAUUGAAAGUGACGAUCAGCAAUGCAGCUUGUCAUCAGAAGUCAGGAAAGAGGAACCUAACUCUCAACAGAAUCCACUGCAGGAGAGGCCUCUCAGGACUUUGGUACCAGACUUGGAACCUCAGCAGGUCCAGGAAUCUUUAAACUUGCCAGAGUUUGCGCCAUCAGGCCAGCUUGAUAAAUCUGAACAGCCUGAGCCAGCAGCAUCAGAAGCAGAAGCAGAGCCGGUCGCCAGAUCAUCAGCAACCAACGACAGACAAGCUUCUGCGGCAAACACCAACAACCAUCACAACUCCAGAUCAGAACCCAAACAAAUCUCACUUCUUCCCGAUACCACGUCAGAACCGACCCAGUCUCACUCAUCGACAGCCAAAGAGACCUCUGCGCAAAGUCCGCUACAGCUUGCCACCCCCCAAGAAUCGCAACCCUCUGUUGCCGCAUCUCAUUCCGCUUAUCACCAUAGCAACACAUCAGUACCAAAUCUGGACAAAGUAGAGCCCGUUGGGGCACCAAAGCCAAACCUUAUACAAUCAGCAGACAAAAGUUUGUUCAGCGAUGAUGUCUCGUUACCGAGGCGAUCCGACGCAGUCGGCAUUCCACCCAGGGAAAGCAACGACACGACUGUUUCCAUGGACACCGAUGCGGGGUACCAGUUCCACGAUCUUGGUAGCCGGGCCGAGGCCCUCUCGCGACAAGACAGCUUUUCUAGUUUCAAGAAAGUCUCCACCAGUCCCAAUAAGGGACGCAAGUCAGGAAAGCGACAAAUGAUGGAGUCGUGAUAGAUGAUUGACUCAGUUCGAAAAAAGGAUUUUAGAGGGACUGUGGAAACCUUUCAUUUUUAUAACUGAUCAAAACAAAAACACUCUUUCCACGGGAAUAAAUCCUGUGAAUCCAAAGUGAGGAUCAGGUGUUGUCAUGAAUAGUAAAAUAUUGUACCUUGGCCCUGAAUUCAGUAUCACAUUCCUGAUUUCUUCAGCUAAACAAAAACCUGCUAGUAAAAACUAUACAAAAAAGUGUAAUCAUUAGAAAGCUAUUUUGCUGUUUUAUUCGAAAAUAAGUGACAGCUAUUAAGGUUUAUUUUAACCAAUGAUAAUUUUUAUCAUACACAGUGGCGUAAAUCUGUGCCAUUGAGCAAAAAUUGCCCAGUCAUGGAAAUUCGCAAGUGGGGCACCACGCGACACUAGGGGGCGCCGUUUAUGAUACAAAUGUACAUCUUUUGCUAAUUGGUGCGCUUAAAAUACAUCAAGGCGGUGCAUUUAAAGAUUUUGUGGUUUUCUCCAUUUUUCAGUGCUAUUUGAUACAUUAGGGUUUUUGGAAAGUUAACCUUAAAAUCUGCAUUUUUUGUUUCUCAUCGCAAAUUCGGGGGAGGGGGCAGGGAUGAUCGAAUCGCCCAUCCCCCCGUCAAAAGUUUGGAGGGAUAAAUCCUUGCCACCCCCCCCCCUCCCCGGGAUUUACGCCCAUGAUUAUAUCAAUAGAUUUGAUUAUACUGACAUUUGCAUAUUUUAACAGAUAAAAAUAAUCAAUUUUCCCUUCAUAUUAUGAAAGCAUAGUGUACAGUUCCCACAUAUCUCUUAAAUUAAUAUGGUUUCAGAUGAUGAAGUCAUGAUAUUCUAUUUCUAACCACCACGAAUUGAAUUUCACUUUGAAAAAGCAAAAAUCUUAUAUUUGCAUUUUAUGCGCACUUUAUGUGCACUACAUGUACACACAUGUACUAGAAUUAGUUGAAUUGCAGCAUAGCAAAGUGCAAUUUGUAAACUCCAAAUUGGAAUGUUUUGUUGUAAUUUUACGUUACAUUAUAUCCUUUUAUUGAUAUCUGAAUGUGUGCAUACAUACGGGAUGCCUUUUAUUUCUCUCGGACAUGAACUGUAGGCAUUACUUUUUUGUAACUGGGCCAACUGUCAAGUUAUCCGGUGUGCUUGCCCGUUACUUGAACCUAGACAAUUUGCAACAAAAAUUCGCAAAAUUGCUGCGUGUUGAACGUCUAUGUUUAAAAGGCAUUACGCACUUUAAAAGGUGGUCAAAUAUUCCAAUAGUUUCUUUAAUAAGAAUUGUUUGGAAGCAUUUGGGCUAAUUUAUACUUUAUUGAUGAUCUCUUUCUGGAAAAGACAGCCUUCCAUAAUUUUGCAUAUUUUUGCAUAAUGUUACAGUUGUCCAACCCCUACCGCUGUUUUAUGUGUAACUAACCAAAAAACCUAAUUUCAUAAUUCGAACCAAUUGGACCUCUUGAAUCAUAACUAUACUGUCGGAAAAUAUAAGAUUUGUAUAUAUUUACACUUUUUGUCUGUCGUUAUCACCUGUUCUUGAACAGUCGUAAUGACUAAUCAUGAAUUAAGACAAUUAACCGUUUACAGUUAAUUUUUCCACGCUUUUGAACUGUCAUAAAUCUCAUGAAAUACUGUUCGUAACAUAUGUCCACCCUAUGAAAAUCCUGUAUGUUGUAGGUGUGCUUGUAGCAUUUUUAAAUACUGAUGCGCGAUGAACAAGUUCUGCUGGUUCUUAAGUCGAGAAUAAUUUUGUAGUAUACUACUUUAUGAAUGGAAAACAAUCAUGUUUAUAGACAAUGUUUGUUGCUUAAUUAGCACAGGAAUAACCAAGGACAUUUCCAAGCAUUUUCAUGUUUAAAUCGGACUUUGGACGUUUCUAAUUGUGCAGCUUUUUUCCUCAAGAUGCACUUAAAGAGGUCAGGUUUUCUGAAACCUCUUUUGGGUAACUACAUGUAUAAGGUGAAAUCUUUCUGCAAAAUUCCGCUGCUUUUCAUGAUGUAAAAACUUGAUGAUUCUAGAAACAAAUUUUGUGAGGACUUCAUGUUAUUCUUCAUGUCUCAUGAUCACGUUUUAUUUUCCAAUGUGUAAGACAACUAAAAUUGCAAGUUUUGUACAUUUGUAUAACAGACAUCUUGAACCGGAACAUUUUACAAAUUGUAAAAUCUUGGUGUAGUUCAGCUCGUGGAAUGUAGCACAUAUGUGAAAUACACAUCGAAAAAUCUAAUUUUAUUUUAGACCCGAAAAUAAAAAAUCUGAUGAAUAAUAUA
Molecule: messenger RNA, 5126 nt
Organism: Patiria miniata (bat star)
Lineage: Eukaryota; Metazoa; Echinodermata; Asteroidea; Valvatida; Asterinidae
Gene: uvrag
Product: UV radiation resistance-associated protein-like
Exons: 14
Coding region: 121-2874 (917 amino acids)
Biological process (GO): SNARE complex assembly
Cellular component (GO): endosome; lytic vacuole
Molecular function (GO): SNARE binding
Source: RefSeq, a predicted model, not a curated record